Kwoniella shivajii is the source of this 789-nucleotide messenger RNA. RefSeq lists its product as uncharacterized. The record is from RefSeq and is a predicted model, not a curated record. Gene Ontology annotation, biological process: regulation of DNA-templated transcription. The transcript is spliced from 4 exons. Gene Ontology annotation, molecular function: sequence-specific DNA binding; zinc ion binding. Bases 1 to 789 code for a protein of 262 amino acids. NCBI's taxonomy places the organism in Eukaryota, Fungi, Basidiomycota, Tremellomycetes, Tremellales, Cryptococcaceae.
AUGCCACGAUUCCAGAAAAAACCAAGAGCAUGUUCCACUUCUCCUUUUCGUCCCCAACGUCAUCAAGAACAACCUCUUUCCCCAUACGAUACUCCUGGUUCUCCUCGUAGCUCCAAAAAACGUAUCCUGCGAGAUACCGUGUGUCAGAAUUGUGGUUGUGGUCGAGAUGAGACCAAUAUGUGGAGGACAAAUCGAGACCCUCCACGUCUUGUAGCAGAAGACAAUAUGCUCUGCAAUGCCUGUGGGCUCUGGCGGAACGAGCAUGGGAACCAGCGACCCCGGGAAUGGUGGAUCAAGCGAGGAUCAUCUUCUCCUCAGCCCGAUCACUCAUCCUCUUCCGCUUCUCCACGACCCACUGCCGCCGUCAAAUCUGAGAGGAAAUCCAAGAGGAGAACCAAAGCUGCUGUUUCACCAGCGGUCAAGGUGCCUUCCAAGAAUUCCAGACGAAGAGAUGAAUGCAGCGGGGAUGAUGUUGAGGAAGGUAGAGUCAAAGAUGCUGCCAUUGCCUUGCUCGAAUUCAGAGAAUCAAGGGAACCAUCGAGUUUGGCCACAUCAACUCCAUCUCCGGUAACACCCCCAACGCCGAGAGCCCUCGUAAUCUCCCCUUCGUACGGUCGACCAGCGUGGCUGUUCAACAAGGAACCAGCUCCAGUCGUCCCGAUCCCCCCUCCAGGAGGUUUCAUUCCCACUCGCAUCGUUACUCCAGCUCUUCGCAACCUCUUGAACUCACCACCUGCUGUUCAAGAGUCGCUAAAAGCAACAUCCACCACUCCCCCGACCAUCAAGUAA